Molecule: messenger RNA, 533 nt
Organism: Mucor mucedo
Lineage: Eukaryota; Fungi; Mucoromycota; Mucoromycetes; Mucorales; Mucoraceae
Product: 40S ribosomal protein S24
Exons: 2
Coding region: 13-408 (131 amino acids)
Biological process (GO): translation
Cellular component (GO): ribosome
Molecular function (GO): structural constituent of ribosome
Source: RefSeq, a predicted model, not a curated record
UUCUUCAAUACAAUGGCCGACGCAUCUUCAGUCACCAUCCGUACUCGUAAGUUCCUUACUAACCGUUUGCUCCAACGUAAGCAAAUGGUCGUUGAUGUUAUUCAUCCUGGACUCGCCAAUGUCUCCAAGGAAGAACUCCGUGCCAAGAUUGGUAAGAUGUACAAGUCCGAGAAGGAAGUCGUCUCCGUCUUCGGUUUCAAGACCCAUUUCGGUGGUGGAAAGACCACUGGUUUCGCCUUGAUCUACGAUAACGUCGAAGCCUUAAAGAAGUUCGAACCCAAGCAUCGUCUUGUCCGUAUCGGUCUUGCUGAAGCCCCCAAGGGUGGUCGUAAGCAACGUAAGGAAAAGAAGAACCGUGAGAAGAAGUUCCGUGGUGUCAAGAAGGCCAAGAAGCCCAAGAAGGAGUAAAUCUCUCUUUAUUGAUUGUCUUUCUCUCUCUCUCUUUUUCUACCAAAUUUCCCCCUCCAACAUCGUUUUUUUUAUUCCACUGUUUUUCAUAAAGAAAACAUAUUAAAAAUUACAUUUUCCCCAUA